Molecule: messenger RNA, 1890 nt
Organism: Phytomonas sp. EM1
Lineage: Eukaryota; Euglenozoa; Kinetoplastea; Trypanosomatida; Trypanosomatidae
Source: the annotation of a GenBank genome assembly
AUGUCUAUCUCCAUAAAUAUUUCAGGGAAAAUUUUUUCGGAUGGUAUAAAGCUGGGAAACAAUAAUGAGGUAGUGUCUGUGGAUAGCACUCGUUUUCCUUCUUUAGCCAACGUGUCAAAGGGCAUGGUUGUGCGCUCGAUCAACGGUGUAGCUGUGUCCAUGGCUCGAGAUGAGCAGAAGCGCCACUGUGACUCCUCUGCCCCCUUGGCGGUUGGAUUCACGACUCCCGCAAAAGAUGAGUUUGAUCUUUCCUCUGAUGAGGAUGUCGUUAAUGAGAGGUUUCAGCCGGCGACAUCUUUACCACCACUACCGCCUGAGUACAACAACACUUAUGCGAAAAAUAGUGCCGAAGUAGUUCUGGAAGCUGCCAAAAAGUGUUCUGGUGGUCGUUGUGUUAUCAUUAUGCUAGAAGGUGCUAAUCCAACUCUUCCGAUUACUCUAGCUGCGGUGCAUGCACAAAUCGAUGUUAUGUACAUUGACACCGUUGCUCGCAUGAAGACACGCCAGCGGAUGGAGGAGGCCGGCAACGUAAUUAAGAAAUCACUAGAGAAAGGCCUGUGGAUUUACGUUGAGCAGGCGACUAAGUCAAUUUCGUUGCUCCAAAAGUUGGAGGAAUGUCUCAAGGAAUUAGAGGCGCAGAAAAAGAUCCAUCCGAAAUCUUGUGUCUUUUUGAUGUGUGAGCCCCACCCGCAUUUCCCCGAGGCAUUGUUAAAGAAAUCCGUGACACUGCGAUGUUGCCUGCAAAGCGAAAACAUUGCCGAGGUUAACCUUAAAGAAGAUGUUAUGGAGAGCAAGAAGCGUCUCAAGCUGAUCCACGGGGAAGACUCAGUAACAGACGACAAUGCAAAGGCACAGGCACCACAGUCGUAUCCACAAGAUCUUCCCGAGGUGAAGACUGCUAAGAAGAAGGUAAGAAUAUCCAGCGAGGUCAACAUCAUAAGUCUGGAAAAGAGUACCUUUCUAGAGAUGAGUGCAAGUCCCCACAUGGCAUUGAACCGUAGUGCUGCUACUAGAGAGGGGCUCAACCUUGUUGCCAAGUAUACCUUCGGCUCGAAUGAGAAGUUUAUUUCUUUAUGUAAAGUACAAAAUCAUCGCUUUGCAGUCGGUACCGGCAGCGGUUACGUCGUGUUGCUUGAUGGCGACGGCCUACCACUCAUUCAGUUUAGACCACGAAAGGCUUGUGUGUGGGACAUCAGCUUCGCCACGCAGUUUGAUUUUGCAACUGCAUGUGAUGAUGGUACAAGCACGAUUUUCAACUACUCUUUGGUGGGGCAUGAACUCAUGGCAACCUCUGUGGCAUCUUUUCAGAGCGAUGUCUUCGCUGUCACGUACGCAAAAGAGAAUGACGUAAAUAGUCCAGUUCUGUCUGGUGGAUUGAGCGCCACCAUUUGUGUGUUGCACUCAGAUAGGCAGAACAGUUCCUUUAUCACUUCAGGCACGUCUAUUCAAGCUAUGUGCGCCACACGUCAGGGGCAUGUUAUCGUUGGUGGUGGUAACGGCGUAUGCUCUCUCAUUGACCCCACCUAUUGCUUCAUACUUGAAUUCAUCAACAAGCAUAGCAAAAAGGUUCCAGCAGUUUCGAGCUUCGAAGAUGUCGCGAUCACUGGUGGGUUCGAUCGUGUAAUGCGAAUGUGGGACAUCCGAAACAGCUUCCGACAGAUUUACGAAACCAUUCUUCCCGGCGUUGUGACCGCGGUGGCCGUUAAUCAGAAGUACGCGGCUGUGUGCAGCGGCCCUGAUUUAUUUGUAUGGGAUAUGCGUCAGUUGGCUUCACCGCUGUCGGUGAAAAAAAAUGCGUGGAAGGACUUGACUCGAGGAUUGGUAAUUGACGAUAGCGUAGUCGUUACUGCUUCUGUAGAUGGUGUGACUCGAUUCUGGGAAAUUCACUAA